Molecule: messenger RNA, 1909 nt
Organism: Sinocyclocheilus grahami
Lineage: Eukaryota; Metazoa; Chordata; Actinopteri; Cypriniformes; Cyprinidae
Product: set1/Ash2 histone methyltransferase complex subunit ASH2-like
Exons: 12
Coding region: 10-1596 (528 amino acids)
Cellular component (GO): Set1C/COMPASS complex
Molecular function (GO): transcription cis-regulatory region binding; protein binding
Source: RefSeq, a predicted model, not a curated record
UUGGCCGCGAUGAAGCCGCCGUGUUAUCGCGAGAUUUCAAUCGUUGUCGUUAUUCCAAAGAUGGCGGCAGAAGCGGGACCUGUGCCUGAGAGAGACACAGCAGAAGGAGAUGCAUCAUUUGGAGAUCUGACCACAAACAUGGAGACUGAGUCGUCCAGUGGAAAAGAGACUAUGGACACGGCGGGUGACGGCUCGGAGGCGGCGGAUGCACAGACGGGGUCUGGAGACGAUGAGAACAGCCGUCAGCUGGGGGAAGUGGAGCUGCAGUGUGCGCUGUGCAUGAAGUGGUUUACGGCGGACACGUUCAGCAUCGACACGGCAAAUUGCCUGCCGUUCGUGACCAAUUAUGUGUUUCACUGCAAUGUGUGUCACCACAGCGGAAACACGUACUUUUUGAGGAAACAAGCAAAUCUGAAGGAGAUGUGUCUCACUGCUUUGGCAAAUCUGACAUGGAGGUCCAGAACUCAAGAGGAGCAUCCCAAAACAAUGUUCUCUAAAGAUAAGGUACGCUUUCCGCUUGACCCGCUGUUCUCAGCGCAGCGCCUGCCACCUCAUGGUUAUCCUCUCGAGCACCCCUUCAACAAAGACGGUUACCGCUACAUCCUAGCCGAGCCGGAUCCCCACGCUCCCGACCCGGAAAAACUGGAGCUGGACUGCUGGGCCGGGAAGCCCAUCCCUGGAGACCUGUACCGAGCGUGUCUUGACCCGCUGUUCUCAGCGCAGCGCCUGCCACCUCAUGGUUAUCCUCUCGAGCACCCCUUCAACAAAGACGGUUACCGCUACAUCCUAGCCGAGCCGGAUCCCCACGCUCCCGACCCGGAAAAACUGGAGCUGGACUGCUGGGCCGGGAAGCCCAUCCCUGGAGACCUGUACCGAGCGUGUCUGUAUGAGAGAGUGCUGCUGGCGCUGCAUGACAGAGCUCCGCAGCUAAAGAUUUCAGAUGACCGCCUGACGGUGACCGGAGAGAAGGGCUACUCGAUGGUCAGAGCGUCUCAUGGCGUCAGAAAGGGUGCGUGGUAUUUUGAGGUCACUGUGGACGAGAUGCCACCGGACACCGCGGCUCGGCUGGGCUGGUCACAGCCUUUAGGAAACCUACAAGCUCCUCUGGGUUACGAUAAGUUCAGCUACUCGUGGCGCAGUAAGAAAGGAACGCGCUUCCAUCAGUCCAUAGGAAAGCAUUACUCUGACAGCUACGGACAGGGUGACAUCUUGGGCUUCUACAUUGAGCUUCCAGACGACACCGAAACCGCCAAGGCUCUGCCUGAGACCUACAAGGACAAAGCGCUGAUCAAAUUCAAAAGCUACUUGUACUUCGAAGAGAAAGAUUACGUGGACAAGGCCGAGAAGAGUUUAAAACCCACCAGUUCCAGCCAAAUUAUAUUUUUUAAGAAUGGAGUAAAUCAAGGUGUGGCCUAUGAGGAUCUGUUCGAGGGCAUGUAUUUCCCCGCCAUAUCCCUCUACAAGAGCUGCACGGUGUCUGUUAAUUUUGGACCUCACUUCAGAUACCCACCAAAAGACAUCAAGUUUCAGCCAGUGAGUGUCAAAUCCAAAGUUUUUUUUAAACUUGAAUACUUUUCCUGUUACCAUAGUACUUGAUAUAUUCCUAUUGGUAUUUGCCCAAAUAAAGGCAUAUUUCUUCUAGGGCUCUGAGAUAUUUGUUAUAGCUGAUGUUUUGUGCCCAUUAAAUUAUACAGAGACUAAAAUUAUCUGUACUCCACCUUAUUAUUAACGGCUUUGGCUCAGCCCUUAAUUCCAGAGAGGACAUGAAUGCUGUGUGUGACGUAGUGUUAAUGCAUACAGUGAGAUUUUAGGGAAGCGUUUGCUUCAGUCUUCAUGGGAACUGUCUGGGAAGGGCCUCGUUUUUGUUCUGCUUAAAUCUUUUCUUAAAAGAAUAAAUUGCUGUGCAUUA